AUGAAUUGUGAGAAUCGGGGUUGUCGCCCCGGACUCGCCAUGGGUGCGUACAAGUAUAUGCAGGAACUGUACAGAAAGAAACAGAGCGAUGUUAUGCGAUUUCUGCCUCGUGAUAGACCUUCCCGCCCUGACAGGGCGAGGAGACUUGACUAUCGAUGCAAACAAGGUUACAUGAUUUUCCGCAUUCGUGUUCGGUGA
This is a messenger RNA of Gryllus bimaculatus (two-spotted cricket), 198 nucleotides long. The record is from the annotation of a GenBank genome assembly. NCBI's taxonomy places the organism in Eukaryota, Metazoa, Arthropoda, Insecta, Orthoptera, Gryllidae.